Molecule: messenger RNA, 4508 nt
Organism: Pteronotus mesoamericanus
Lineage: Eukaryota; Metazoa; Chordata; Mammalia; Chiroptera; Mormoopidae
Gene: ZC3H8
Product: zinc finger CCCH-type containing 8
Exons: 9
Coding region: 71-997 (308 amino acids)
Biological process (GO): negative regulation of DNA-templated transcription
Cellular component (GO): nucleus
Molecular function (GO): RNA binding; metal ion binding
Source: RefSeq, a predicted model, not a curated record
GCAUGCGCCACCGGCCUGCGCGGCUCUCUCAUUUCUCCGCUCCUGCAGCUGCGGGGAUCUUGGCUGGAGGAUGGAUUUUGAGAAUCUUUUCUCCAAACCUCCGAACCCGGCCUUGGGCAGGAAACCACCCACGGACUCCAACGCCGCGGACUCCGGCGACAGAAUCGAUGAUGAAAUAGAUGAUACAGAAGUUGAAGAAACACAAGACAAGAAAAUAAAAUGGGAAGUAAAACUGGAGUGUGCGCAUAUUCCCAAAAAAUUUAGGCACUUUGGAAACUCUAUAACAUCACCGAAGAAUUUACUACGUAGAAAAUCAAGAAGCAAAGACUAUGAUGUAUACAGUGAUAAUGAUAUCUGCAAUCAGGAAUCAGAAGAUAAUUUUGCUAAAGAGCUUCAACAGUAUAUAAAAGCCAAAGAAAUGGCAAAUGCUGCUCAAUCCUUACCAUUUCCUGAAGAAUCCAUGAAGGAAGAGGAAGCGCAGUGUACACAGAAAGCUGUUAAACAAAAAAAGAAAAACCUUAAAGCUGCCCACAAGAAUGGUAAACAGAAGAAAAUGAAGCGGAAAUGGCCUGGCACUGCAAACAAGGGAUCCAGUGCACCAGUGAGGAACAAUGGCUCACAGGAACAGGAUGGUAAACCUAAAGAGAAGCAGCACGUGCGAAUGAGUCAGGGGUUCAUCAACCAACACACAGUGGAACGCAAGGGAAAACAAGUUUGUAAAUAUUUCCUUGAAAGGAAAUGUAUUAAGGGAGACGAGUGUAAAUUUGAUCAUGAUGCAGAGAUAGAGAAGAAAAAGGAAAUGUGUAAGUUUUACGUACAAGGAUAUUGUACCAGAGGUGAAAACUGUCUGUAUUUGCAUAAUGAAUAUCCUUGCAAGUUUUACCAUACAGGAACAAAAUGUUACCAGGGAGAGCACUGCAAGUUUUCACAUGCUCCUCUGACUGCUGAAACACAGGAACUGUUGGCUAAAGUUUUGGAUACUGAAAAGAAGUCAUGAAAAUAAAAUACAUUUAAAAAGCUUUGUAUGGAUGAAGAGUGCUUAUACGUAUGUUCAGGACUGUUCAAGACCAAUGAUUUGGAGUGAUGUACUGGAUUCCUCAUUUAAAGCACCUUCUUGUAUCAUUAGGAUGACAUGCAGUUUCUUUAAUGGAUGGCGCCCUCGGAGGGACAGAAUCCAGUGUAUAAGUGAAAGGGUUCUCUUCACCCCGCUGUUGGAGUUCAGCCGUUGGAACGGGAGAGGAGAUGGGUGGCAUAGCUGCUGGCUGCUGGGUAAAUGUCACAGUAGGAAAUUACAGAGGUCUGUUUUGAUUCAUCUAGUUUUCUCAAUAAAAUAGGAAGCACGGUUAGGCCGAGUGAUAAUGAAGAGAUGCAAGACUGAAGAGAGAAAACUUGGGUUUCUCUUGGAAGGCAUGGGGUAAUUGAUAGAAGAUGGAUAUAUAGUUAGAAUUUUUCAUGUCAUUAAAUACUUGUACAAUGUUUUUAAUGGCUGCUCACGAUUCUAUUUUAUGACUUAAAUUAAUGGUUCUGUGACUUUUUUUUAAACCAGUUUCCUGUCAUUGGACAUUUAAGUUGUUUCCAUUUUCUUACUAUGAAAAAUAAAAGUGGAACAAAGUCUCUUACUGUACCAUUCCAAAACUUUGAGUUCUUAACUUUUUUGUUAAGAUACUGGAGUGGUUAUCUUUCUCAUUGGUUCAGAAACUGUAGUCAGAUUAUACACUUAUGUAAAAUGUAAACUUCAGUAGUGUGAUGACAUCUGUAACAUAAUACUGAAAUACAGAAUUGCCCAAGCACGGAUAAUGAGAUUCUAAACGGGCACUUACAUAGAGUGGUAUUGAUUAUUAUUAGAAAAAUACUGUGAAACAGAAACUAUCACCAUUGUUUUACUGCUGGGAAAAAUAAUAGCAUCACUAAAUUGCUGAAUAGAGGACACCAAAGUUAGUGACACUUCUUAGCAAAGUCCUACUUGAAAAUAAGAGUCAAAGUUACUUGGUUGCAACCUAAUCCACUAAAGCAAGAGAGGAAAUGAAGAGGCAAACCUGUCAGUGAAAUCUCUUAAAUUGUGUUCAAUCAAGUUAGAAGAGAGACACUCUCUUAAAUAUGCCCUGUGCACGUAAAGCAGUCUCUCAUAACUGGAUUGUUACAGCACCUUCCAGCUGACCUGCCUCCAUUUUCCAUUUUCUCCCCUCUGGUCCACUUCCCUUUCCUUAGAGCAGAUUUCCCAGUGUACUGCUUCAGCUGUGCCUCUACUGUGUAGUACCCCGAAUCAGAACCCACUUGUCUGCUGGGUUUUAAGUUCUCUGCAGUCUCACCAUCUCAGCCUGCCGAGAUCUAGUUCCUGCUGCCCUUGGCUCCUCUCUGCUUCACUUGGUUUCCUCCUGUGAACUAAAUCCCACUGACCCCUGCAGCUCCAGGCAAGUGUACUUGUAAUACAGCCACAUUAAUUAAAGCAUCUGGAGCAGAGGAAAUAUCAGUAAGAAAGCUAUAAUGGAUUUACACUUACGUGACCAACAUGGCUGUCAUGGCUAUAUUAAAAUUAUGUCUGAUCUUUUUUGGAGCCAAAACAGAAAGGAUGAAGAGGUAAUCUAUUUACCACUUAUUAUCAGAAAGGUAGAAUGCAAAACCUCUCCUAAUAAUAAUUUCACAAAAACAGUUCUUAUGUAGGUCUGCAUUAUUGAAAUCACUGAAUAUAAUAGACAAAACUCUCAUCUCUAAGAUUCUGUGUGACAGUAACUUUUUGUGAUCAGUUACUAAAAGGCACAUAACAGUAAAACUCAAAUUCUGUCAGUUUAUAAGAUAAUCUUUUUGGUGUUUCAACUUGAUCCAGGUGUAGUACUUAAGGAAUUCAGACCCAGAGAUGUUAAGUAGUUUGUCCCCUGUCUUCGUAGAUAUCCUGACUUCCUGCACAGCUGUCUCCAUUCACCGGCUAGUUUCUGAUAAGCAUACCCAUUGGGGGCCAGGGGAGGGGGGGUUACAGUUAAAGAUUUCUUCCCAGGUCACUUGUACAGAUCAAAAUACUGUGAUUGGUCAUCCAGCCUAAAUAAUAUUAGGGGCUUGUACUGCCAGUUAGAAGCACCAGCACCCCAUUAGGGGGUUAGUGAAAUCAGAGUCUCUCAGGGUAAGCACUUCCGGGACAAUUGCUAGGAUAUGUACGUGACAUCCUUCUUAAUACCGAUCACAGUUCUAUCACUGGCAUUUUGAUAGUAAAAUCAGUUGUUACUAUUUACCAGUGAGGAAACCAUAUCUAUAAGAAGGUCUCCUAGCUCAUGUUCUUAGGCGUGUAGCAGCACACACCUGUGCCCCCCUUCCCAACAACUUCGGUUGUGCUGAAACGUCCCCUCUUCUAUGGCAUUGUCUGUGCUUUGUGGAUGGUGGGCCCUGGCCUCAACCCUUUGUGGUGUUUAAACAAGGGUCUAAAAUUGUGGUCCUUGAUCUUGGCUUCACAUUGGAGUCACCUAGGAAGACUUGUAAGAGACACUGAUGCCUGGGGCCCACUCCCAGAAAUUCUGGCUGUGCGGUGGUGCUGGGGGGUUGUGCUGGGGUGUGGACAUGAGGUUUUCAGUAGCUUCCAGGUGAUUCUGAAGCACCGGCAAGGUUGAAAACCGCUGGUCACAACAAAUAUUGGAAGUGCCACUCUCUUUGCCAGCAGCUGGUCUAGGCUUGAAAUAGGAAUACAUGUCCUCUGGUACACUUCUGGAAAAGUGAUCAUCUCUUAAGACACAGGAAGAGGCUAGACAUUGCCGUGUCUGAAUAUGACACCCAGAACGGAUGCAGCUGUCUAAUGACUUCAAGGGGAGCUAGCAAACCAGCUGAAGAUGACAGAAGAAAGUUAAGGAGCUGGCUCCUUGUUAGCUGGGCCAUGGAAUUCACCAACCUUAGAAGACAGCCAGCCUACAGAGUGCAUGUUACACCACAUGAAAUUUGAUGUAUGGGUGUGUGUAUUUUUUUUUUAACUGUUUAAGCCCCUUUGACUUGGGUUCUCUUACCUGCAGCCAAAGGCGAGAUAAUAAAUGUGAGCCAAGAAUCAAACCUACAUUCAUCUCCCCAAAUCCACGUUUCUGCCCCUUACCCCUCUUCACUGAAGGCUUUGUUCACUGUCUUGACUCCUGUUGACAGCACACAGUAAGAAACCGGUAUAAGAAAAGAGGAAACACAACAUCUAGGAAUAGACGUAUUUGGAGGGUUAAGAGGAAAGAAGAGAAUAUACGUGUUUUUAGUAGGAAGGGAUAAGCUACCCAACUCACCUCAAAGUGGUGUUGGUUGAUUCCUGUGAAAUUUAUACUCCUUUACAUUAUUUAAAAAUGUGGAAAAAAACUUGUCAUUAAUUCUGGGGUACAUAUUGUUAUAGCUAACAUCUCUAAGAUUGGAUUGUCUUUUACAGUUGAUAGAAUAUCACAUUUUAAUUGGCAGUUUACAUUUGGUACACAAAAAUGGUCUUAUUAAGUUAGUGACACAUUAGACUUGAAUGUAAUUUUAAACAAGUUAUAUAUGUAUAUAGUCAAAAGUUUAUU